AAAGCAAACUGGGCCGUGUGGGGCUGCACUCAAACUGGUGCAGCGACCGGACAGAGUGCUUGAAUCUCCUGGGCAUCUCCUUCGCUGGCUCGUACCUGCCUUGGAGUGUCCUGUUCCAACCUGGGAUGAGGAGUAGAACGUUCUGGUUUUGACUGAGCAAGAGGCAGUGAGGAGGAGCAAGGAUGUCCAUGAGGAGCCCUGUUUCUCCCCCCCUGGAGCUCGAUGGAGCGGGCAACAUGGUGAACUGCACCAUCAAGACGGAGGAGAAGAAAGAGGGUGGCUAUGAGUCUCCACCGGGGGCUGCCCCCAGCACCAAGCCCCAUCCCAAUGACCCACCGGGGCCACCGCCGAAGGAGGGCACCGACCCCCAGGCCCUGCCGCAGGAGUCCUGCUCGCCCAUCAGUGAUGUGCUGGAGCCCAGGCGCUCUGCCUUUGAGCCAGCUGUCAGCAGCCAAGAGAAGCUGGACUUCAACAGGAACUUGAAGGAGGUGAUGCCAGCCAUUGAGAAGUUACUGUCCAGUGACUGGAAAGAGCGGCUGCUGGGCCGAAACACUGCCGAGUCCAAGGAAGUGAAAGGAACCCAGGAAAGCCUGGCAGAGAAGGAGCUCCAGUUACUUGUCAUGAUCAACCAGCUGUCCACACUGCGGGACCAGCUCCUGACGGCCCACUCAGAACAGAAGAACAUGGCCGCGAUGCUGUUUGAGAAGCAGCAGCAGCAGAUGGAGCUAGCGCGGCAGCAGCAAGAGCAGAUCGCCAAGCAGCAGCAGCAGCUCAUCCAGCAGCAGCACAAAAUCAACCUCCUGCAGCAACAGAUCCAGCAGGUCAACAUGCCCUAUGUCAUGAUCCCUGCCUUCACCCCCAGCCACCAGCCUCUCCCCGUCACUCCUGACUCCCAGUUAGCGCUGCCCAUCCAGCCCAUCCCCUGCAAACCAGUGGAUUACCCGGUGCAGCUGCUGCACAGCCCCCCUCCUCCCACGCUGAAGAGACCUGCUGGCUCAGGCCACCUCCAGAUGCAGGAGACCUCACAGCCACUGAAUCUGACAGCCAAACCCAAAGGCUCUGACCUCCCCAGUGCCUCCAGCUCACCCAGUUUGAAGAUGAGCAGCUGCCAGUCCCUCACACCGAGUCACGGGGCCACCAGGGACCUGCAGACCAGCCCGUCCAAUCUGCCUCUGGGGUUCCUGGGUGAAGGCGAUGCCAUCACCAAAGCCAUCCAGGAUGCACGGCAGCUGCUGCACAGCCACAGUGGGGCCAUAGAGGCAUCACUGAGCAAUCCCUACCGCAAGGACCAUGUUGGGAUUGAUUCUUCCCCAGUGAAGGAGCGAAUGGAGGAGACCCCUGCUCACCGGCUGGAUGAGGCUAUGUUGACCUGUGAGAUGGAUGGCUCACGGCACUUUCCUGAGUCCAGGAACAACAACCACAUCAAGCGGCCCAUGAACGCCUUCAUGGUGUGGGCAAAGGAUGAGAGGAGGAAGAUUUUGCAGGCCUUCCCAGACAUGCACAACUCCAGCAUCAGCAAGAUCUUGGGCUCACGGUGGAAGUCCAUGACAAACCAGGAGAAGCAGCCCUACUACGAAGAGCAAGCCCGUCUGAGCCGGCAACACCUGGAGAAAUACCCGGACUAUAAAUACAAGCCCCGACCCAAACGCACCUGCAUCGUGGAGGGGAAGCGCCUGCGUGUGGGCGAGUACAAGGCGCUCAUGAGGAACCGGCGGCAGGACGCCAGGCAGGGCUACUUGAUAGGGCCCCAGGGCAGCCAGAUGCCCCCUGCCUCCUCGGAUGUACUGUACCAGCGGCCAGUGGGCAUGCAGCUGACCCCACCCUUGAUGGAGCACUACCUGCCCCGCAGCAUGGACCCCAGCAUGCCCGUCAUCGUCAACACGCGCAGCCUCAAGGAGGGUGACGGUGGUGGUGACGAUGGGCACUCGGUAGCUGAUGGUGAGAUGUACCGCUAUAGUGAGGAGGAGGACUCGGAGGGCGAGGACAAGAGUGAUGGCGAGCUGGUGGUGCUGACGGACUAAGGGGAGCUGGGGGGUGGUGGGUGGGGGCGGCAGGGCUGGCUCCCACCAAAAAGGGAGUCACAGCGUCCCCCGAUGGGAUGGGACUUGGGCAGAGGGCUGCUCUGGGAGCAGAGGAGAGCUGCUACCCUGGCAGGUGGGAGUCAUUGCGGCCUGCAAAUGGGUCCCACGAAGGUGGGCAGCCGGCGUUUUGGAUGGGGUGCUUCCCAAGGAGGUGAUGAGUUGGGAUUUUUGCUGCGCAAGGCCAUGGCUGGGAUGUGUCCACCCCACUGGGAAAGAUGAAGGCUGGCUCAGUCUUGCUGCAUUGGCUGGGGCAUGAGGGUGCCACUGCCACAGAGCUGUCACUCACUUGCUGUCCCCUGGGAGGGACCUGAGGGUAUCAGGGUAUGGGGAAAACUCUGGAGCAUCUCCCAGCCCUCCAUCACCCAUGGGUUUCUUGCAGAGAGCCUCAUCUACAGAAGCUGCCAGCCCCUGCUGUGGGGACAUGGAAUGGGGAUGUGGGAUGGGGAGAUAGGAUGGAGGCACGCUUGUCCCUCGCUCAGCCCCAGUCUGACCUCCCCACCGCCUUUCCCCCUCGGUCUUUAGAGCCGAGCCUGCCAGCAAAUUCCCGUGGAGUCAUUUUUAGCUCUCGCUGGCCCAAGUACUGGCCAACGGCUCCGAGAAGCCCUUUGUGCUCCUGACAGCUCUGGCCCACUUUGUAAAUAAAGCGGGUGCCUGUUCCCUGGCUGCACCGUUAUCCCAGCCCUCUGCUGGCCCUCGUCCUGGGCAUGGCUGAACACAAGCCCUGGCUGUCAGGGGGAUGUGCCCUGGCUGUCCCUGGGUACCUCUCCCUCUUGUGCACCGAUUGCACGCUGCAGGCUCCACCUGUGAUCAUGAAAACCUCUAAGGGAGAGAAAAAUAACAGCAAUUUAAAAAAGAAAACAAGAAAUAAUUAAAAAAAAAGAAACUUGAUGUGGUCGGAGCCUGGACCACGGGUGUUUAGGGUGCAUGCAUGGUGUCCGGCUGUGCAUGCAGCUGGACACUGCAUGCACAGUGUCCAUGUGAAUGCACGGUGUCUGGUUGUGUGUGCAUGGGGUCCAAGUGCGCACACAGUGUCUGGCUGCAUGCACAGUGCCCAGCUCUGUACACACACUGUCCAGCUGUGCGUGCCCAGUGUCUGUCUGUGCACACACAGUGUCUGUCUGUGCAUGCCCAGUGUCUGACUGCAUGCACGGUGUAUGACUGUGGACACCGUGUCCAGCUGAGCGCAGGGUCCGUGCACCUCCCCGUGGCCACCGCCAGAAACAGGCACUACAGCUGCAGCCACAGCCUGGCCUCCGGCCUGGCACAGUGAGAACCUUCCCGGGGUUGCAGAAGGAGCUGGGGCUGCCUGAGCUCUGAGCUAGAGCCGGGGGACGAGCCUUGCAGUGGGGCCUUUGCUGCUACCCCCAUCCUCAGAUGCAGCAUGGGGGCCUGGAGCAGCAGCUCUGCGGCAUCGGGGCCCCAGUGCUGCCUCCCUGCAUCCCGCAGGGCUGCCAGCAGGACAUGGUUUAUCCAAAGGUGGUCCUGCUUCCUUGCCCACCCAGACACCUCUCUUAACCUUUGUCAGUGCUUUAUUUAUUCCCCUCCCUGCGCUGCUCUGGCUAGGGUCAGGGGUCCCUGGGGAAGGGGCUCUGGCCCCCAGCGUGGAAUGGGCUGUGCUGCAGAAGGGACUGGAAGCAGAUGUGCCCGACAAAGAUGCAG
Molecule: messenger RNA, 3740 nt
Organism: Cuculus canorus (common cuckoo)
Lineage: Eukaryota; Metazoa; Chordata; Aves; Cuculiformes; Cuculidae
Gene: SOX13
Product: SRY-box transcription factor 13
Exons: 14
Coding region: 183-2021 (612 amino acids)
Biological process (GO): cell fate commitment; regulation of transcription by RNA polymerase II
Cellular component (GO): nucleus
Molecular function (GO): DNA-binding transcription factor activity, RNA polymerase II-specific; RNA polymerase II cis-regulatory region sequence-specific DNA binding
Source: RefSeq, a predicted model, not a curated record